This is a messenger RNA of Microthlaspi erraticum, 270 nucleotides long. Lineage: Eukaryota; Viridiplantae; Streptophyta; Magnoliopsida; Brassicales; Brassicaceae. The record is from the annotation of a GenBank genome assembly.
AUGCAAGCCAUAUCUAGGAAUGACCCCCACAGAGGAGAUCAUCACUCCUCUACAAGAUCCAACCCCGGCCUAAAAGGGCUAAGUCUUGCAGGAACAGGUUUUAGGAAGGAAAAGCCAACUCGAGGCACAACUCGAUCGAGCCAAGCAAGCUCGAUCGAGGAGGCGAACCCAGUCGAGUGGAGUGCCCUGAUGGCCGUCUACCAUCUCCAGACCACGACCUUGCCUCCCAGUUCUUUGGGGGGCACUGAGAUAGCUGAUCUCUAUCUUUGA